UCUUGUGCAUUAUCCUUUCUUGCGUAGCUUCCAAAGAAAACGGGCAGUAAAGUCCGGGGUUGAUUUGGAGCCCCAAAACUGUCGCAUGGCAGCCGCCGCUUUCAUCGCCUGGCCCUCUUCUCCGAAUUAUACGCGGUCGUUCCCAGGAAUCAGGGCGCGAAUUUCCCGAGGGGGUGCUAGCGGACCGAUCACGGCGGCGAUGUCCACCAUGUGCAGCGGAGGCGGGCGGAGAAUGCCCCACGUGCUCACUGUCGCCGGAUCCGAUUCUGGUGCUGGAGCCGGGAUCCAGGCAGACAUCAAGGCCUGCGGGGCGCUCGGCGCCUACUGUUCAUCAGUCGUUACCGCCGUCACCGCGCAGAACACUGUCGGCGUUCAGGGUGUCCAUCCCAUACCUGAGGAGUUUGUUGAGGAACAGUUGAGAUCCGUACUUGAGGACAUGGGGGUUGAUGUGGUAAAAACAGGCAUGCUUCCUUCUGUUGGGGUAGUAAAGGUUUUAUGUCAGAGUCUCAAGAAGUUUCCAGUUCGAGCUUUAGUUGUUGAUCCAGUCAUGGUAUCUACAAGUGGUGAUGUGCUUGCAGAAUCUUCUACACUGUCAGGAUAUCGGGAUGAACUUUUUGCGAUGGCUGAUAUUGUUACUCCUAAUGUGAAAGAAGCAUCAGCUUUACUUGGAGGUGUGCCUUUGAGAACAGUAGCUGAUAUGUAUUCUGCAGCAAAAUCAAUACAUAACUUAGGUCCUAAAAAUGUUCUUGUGAAAGGUGGUGAUCUUCCAGGGUCUUCAGAUGCAAUUGACAUAUUCUUUGAUGGCAAAAAAUACCAUGAAUUGCUCGGAUCACGUGUGAAGACUCGUAACACCCAUGGAACUGGAUGCACACUUGCUUCAUGCAUAGCAGCAGAAUUAGCUAAAGGUCUUCCAAUGCUACGAGCUGUUCAGAAUGCGAAGACCUUUGUUCAGUAUGCACUGGAUUAUAGCAAAGAUAUUAUAAUUGGAAAUGGACCUCAAGGACCAUUGGAUCACUUAUUUAGUCUUGAGACUCAUUCCUGCAAUGCACGAGCAAGAUCAUUCAACGCAAGUGAUUUGUUCUUAUACGCAGUCACAGAUUCUACAAUGAAUAGGAAAUGGAACCGUUCCAUUGUAGCUGCAGUAAAAGCAUCCAUCGAAGGGGGUGCCACAAUUAUUCAAUUGAGAGAAAAGGAGGCUGAAACCUGUGAAUUCGUUGAAGCAGCAACUGCUUGCAUCCAGAUAUGCCGGUCUAGUGGUGUGCCACUAUUGAUCAAUGACCGUAUUGAUGUUGCACUUGCUUGUGAUGCUGAUGGUGUCCAUGUGGGGCAAUCUGAUAUGCCAGCACGAAUUGCUCGUAAAAUUCUAGGGCCUGGGAAAAUCAUUGGUGUAUCAUGCAAGACCCCUGCCCAGGCAGAGCAGGCAUGGGCUGAUGGUGCCGAUUAUAUUGGCUGUGGGGGGGUGUUUCCAACUGCAACCAAACAAAACAAUACUACUGUGGGUUUGGAUGGCUUGAAGUCUGUUUGUUUGGCUUCCAAGUUGCCAGUGGUUGCCAUCGGUGGUAUUGGAGUUGUGAAUGCUCGUUCAGUGAUGGAGAUUGGUGCCCCGAACUUGAAAGGUGUAGCAGUUGUCUCUGCUCUAUUUGAUCGUGAGUGCAUUUUGACUGAAGCUCGAAAACUCAGGUCGGUCUUGACUGAUUCGGUAUCUGAGGUUAAGACAUUGGUUUGAGCCUUUCAAGAUAUAUGUUCUCCCUCUACAGACGAAGUCACAUGUUAAUGUCAACGUCUGGUUGCUCUUUAGCUGAUCCUUAAUAACUAGGGUAUACAGCUUCAUGUUGUAUGAUUUUUAGUUACUUUUUCAGUUUCUUUCUCAGGUAAUUAGAAUAUAUUUUGGAGGCAGAUAUCAGAAAACUGCAGAUAGCAACUGCAAAGCUUGAAUUGAAAUUGGAUGGGGAGAAGAGAUGGAUUAUACCCCUUUCAAACUUGGGUGUUUAUAUAUUUCUGUGUUCAUUAGGACACUUAACAUCUAUAGCGGUUGUGUACAUGUGAGAGUGGAGAUUAAACAAAUCACUGAAUGUUUAUUUUGAAGUUCCGCUUUAUAAACAGGAGACAUAAUUAAGGCA
Messenger RNA from Zingiber officinale, 2120 nucleotides. RefSeq names its product thiamine biosynthetic bifunctional enzyme TH1, chloroplastic-like. The transcript has 10 exons. Gene Ontology annotation, molecular function: thiamine-phosphate diphosphorylase activity; phosphomethylpyrimidine kinase activity; hydroxymethylpyrimidine kinase activity. The coding region runs from base 86 to 1726 and encodes 546 amino acids. The record is from RefSeq and is a predicted model, not a curated record. NCBI's taxonomy places the organism in Eukaryota, Viridiplantae, Streptophyta, Magnoliopsida, Zingiberales, Zingiberaceae. Gene Ontology annotation, cellular component: chloroplast. Gene Ontology annotation, biological process: thiamine biosynthetic process.